AUGCCGAUUGAAGCUCUUCCCCAGACCACAGUCCGCGCCAUUGGGUCUACCUCUGUCAUCUCCGAUCCUUGCUCAGUGGUCAAGGAGCUUAUCGACAAUGCGCUGGAUGCAUCUGCAACGUCGCUGCAGGUCGAAAUCUCUCAGAACACUCUUGAUGUGAUCCAGCUCAAAGACAAUGGUCACGGCAUUCCGACUGAAGAUCACCCGAGCGUCUGUAAACACACGUUCACCAGCAAAAUCCAGACUGUGGAUGAUUUGAAAAACGUUGGAGGCACGUCAUUUGGCUUCCGCGGAGAGGCCUUGGCGAGCGUGGCGGAAAUGUCCGGCGGAGUCACCGUCACCACGCGAUCCGCUUCCGAGGUCACUGGGACCUGUCUCAAGUAUGCAAGAGACGGAUCGCUUUCAAGCUCCGCGCGCACAUCUCAUCCAGCCGGGACAACAAUGCGAAUAACUGACUUCCUCAAGUACAUCCCAGUUCGCAGGCAGACGGCAUUGAAAGACGCGACAAAAACUCUUGCGAAAUUCAAGGGGCUUCUUCAAUCGUAUGCUUUUGCUCAUCCAACCACGAGAUUCUCUAUCAAAGUGCUUAAGGCCAAGAACGAAAACAACAACUGGAUGUACGUGCCAAGUCCUGAUGCAGGAAUUGUCGAUGCAGCCAUGAGGAUUGUCGGGAGAGAUGUGUCAUCCUGUUGUGUUGUCCAGAAACUUCCGUCUGAGUCUUCGGAUCAAAGUGGCUAUGACGCUCUAGCCUUCCUUCCCAAAGCAGGUGCAGAAAUCGCCAAAGCAAAUAAUCAGGGGCAGUUUUUCAGUGUUGAUGGCCGCCCUCUAUCCACGAGUAGGGGAAUUGGCCAAGAUGCCACCAGGUUGUUCAAAUCCUAUGUACGCGCUGCGGCAUCGGGAAAUGAAGCGGCCAAGUCAAUCAGUGACCCGUUCCUGUGCCUUAAAUUGAAGUGUCCAAGAGGAACGUAUGACGUUAACAUUGAACCUGGUAAAGAUGACGUUUUAUUUGAGGAUCGUGAAAUGAUAAUCAGCAUGAUCGAGAGUCUUUUUCGUGACUACUACGGACCAUUGCCAGAUACUCAAAAAAGGAGUCCAAAGAAAGCACAGAAGCCAUCCUCAAACACUUCCCAGAGGGAUAGUGGAUUUGAUAUCCUCAUGUCCAGAACACGCCCUGAAAUAGCUUCCAGUCAACCUUGCAACUUCGAAGGCCCCAUCAGUGUUGCUCCCGCAAGCCCCCUCUCCCAACGUGCCAAUCAAUAUUCCGACCCUUUAUCGCCUGAUUAUUUUCGCGAUAGCGGGUCCCAACGCAACCCUGGCGAUCGUAUGGCCACCACCGAAAGCCGAGGCUCGCGUUUCAUUAACCCCUGGUCCAUUUCGCGAAUCAAUGCUUCCUUCCAAACCCCACAAAAGCAGCGUGUUCCUCAGUCAAGUGGUUCACAGGCUGUCAUUCAAACACCUCAGCAUAACAACAGCCAGCAGAAUGCUGCGCCAGGAUUGGAUUAUCAGUCACCUCCCGAGAGUCCUGAGGUGACAAGCUUUUCUGCUUUAAGGCCUGCUACCGUUUCUCCGGAGGCACGUCAAUGCCGACCCCGGCCAACAUCGGAAUCGCUGCCCGAGGCAGGCUCUACCGUGAAUAGCGUCCGUAAGGCUGCACGGCGGCGCGAUAAAGAGCGAUACGGUAAUGGCGCGCUUGACACUUUGUUCCAACGAACGACGGGAGCUUCCUUGGCCCAAGACCCUCCGCAGCCUGAGAGUGAGCAGGAAGUUGCUAUUCCUACAUUAUCCCAGCUUGCACAAGAGAGGUUUCAACCUCAAGCUCAAGCUGAAUCCACCAAUAAUUUUACUGAUCUGGAAAACCGCGACCCAGGACAUGACGCGUCUGAGGAUCCGGAUUCCCAAACAUCCCCCGAUGACGAUGGUAACCUACCUCCGGGUCAAAAUCAAGACCAGGAUGGCUCUAUGGAUAGUGGCCGAGGAUUUCCAGUCCUGGAAAAAUGGGCUGCGAGUCUUCAUCAAGAUUUCGGUCCGGAGAAAGGUCAGGAUUUGGCAUGGGCACUUGACUUUGAAAGGCGCAAGAGGGAGGUGAACCAGAGAAAUCGCACACGCUCGGGCGGUCGCGAUGGUCAACAAAAACCUCAACAAGGUGCUUCGUCUGGACCAUCGCCCCACAAAAAUCGAUAUCUUGCAGCAAAAGCGGCGCUAACAGCCGAGCGGCCUUCGGUGGUCGAGGCAGUCUCGAAAACAUCCCUCUCUCCACAUGACCCAAGGGCCUAUUUCAUGCAUCACCCAAGCCAGCCAGGGCCCAAUGAGGGAUCCAAGGGCAGUGCAAAAUUGCGACGUCUACACACCAGUCGACUACCGUUUGAAAGUACCCCGGAAGAGUAUGAUAUCCACAGUAUCUGCCUCCCCGUGUCCUCCGAUCUUCCUCUCAUCUCCCAUUUGUCGAGUUUGUCGUGUCCAUUCGACGCAUAUACCCAGUCCGGAAAGGAGACCGAUGUAUUUCCCGAAUCCGACAGAGAAUCUGUUGUGUCAUUCUGGAAUGAACGUUUAAUCUCCAUCAUCAAAGAAAACUAUAAGACCAAUGAUACACGAUAUCCCGAAUGGCAAGUUGAUCUUGCUUCUGUCAUGGCAAAGCAUUUGAAUUAA
Molecule: messenger RNA, 2646 nt
Organism: Penicillium cinerascens
Lineage: Eukaryota; Fungi; Ascomycota; Eurotiomycetes; Eurotiales; Aspergillaceae
Product: putative DNA mismatch repair protein
Exons: 3
Coding region: 1-2646 (881 amino acids)
Biological process (GO): mismatch repair
Cellular component (GO): MutLalpha complex
Molecular function (GO): mismatched DNA binding; ATP hydrolysis activity; ATP binding
Source: RefSeq, a predicted model, not a curated record